AUCUUAUUUUCGCCCCAGAGAAAUCCGACGUCAAUGAUGCUCUUUUGGAAAUUCUGUUGCAAUCCGUUCUGCUUUUGUUUGUUCUUUACCCAAGCAUAUGCCAUAAUUAAGAUGCUAAAGGGGUAUACUUUGUCCCAUUAUCUCCCGUCCGUUGUCCAUUCAGUUCGCUCUCCAUUCUACCUAGCUACAAGAUGAUGACAAGGUGCAUUUCGUUGCUGAUAGGCCUCCUGAUGGUAGCCGAAUGUUCUGCUUUUCUACCUCGCCACGGUACCUUCACCAACGGACGAUUGGCAUUGGAGCCCACAAUAACGCUGGAAGCAAGACGGCGGAACCGAAGCUCAGAAGAAGACGCAUCUGCAUCCGACAGCAGCAACAAGGAAAUCCCUCAGCUACCCUCGUUUGGAUCUUCUUCCUUUGAUGCUGCUGCCGCAGUGCAACGGAAGAUCUCGGGAGAGGACUCUCCAGACCAAGCUUUGAUGGGACGGAAAAUGCAGUUGCAGUAUACCUGCAAAGUGUGCGAAACCCGGAAUGUUCAUAAGGUCUCCAGAAUUGCCUACCAAAAGGGAGUGGUCAUUACUGUGUGCAAGGGCUGUAUGAGCCAGCAUUUGAUUUCGGACAAUCUGGGAUUCACGCAACAAUUUGAUGGCAACUUGGAAGAUUAUUUCAAGGAACAAGGAUCAGAAGAGUCUGUGCAACGAGUCUCCAAAGACGUCUUUAACCUGGAAAAAAUCAUGGGAGUGGAUACCACAUCUGGAUCCAUCUUGGGAGAAGACGGAACUGCACAGAUGGAAUAAUGGCUGUGGAUGGCCAGCAAUCUACAGAUUUGAGGAUUUGGUAGCCUUAGAACAGCAUUCGCAGUGUAGAGAGAGAGCGAGUUUGUGAG
Molecule: messenger RNA, 883 nt
Organism: Seminavis robusta
Lineage: Eukaryota; Bacillariophyta; Bacillariophyceae; Naviculales; Naviculaceae
Source: the annotation of a GenBank genome assembly